Porites evermanni is the source of this 378-nucleotide messenger RNA. The record is from the annotation of a GenBank genome assembly. NCBI's taxonomy places the organism in Eukaryota, Metazoa, Cnidaria, Anthozoa, Scleractinia, Poritidae.
GCCAACGACAAAUCGACCCUCAGUGGUGUGAAUUGUGGCAAGCUGGUUGGGUUGCACGAUGGAACUGUUCUUGUUAAAACAUAUGACUGGUCAGGCCAUCUUGCUCCUUAUUUCAAAAAGUUAACAGGAAUCAGCAAAUUUCACCACUUUCGCUUCAACAAAAAUUAUCCAGGGAAGGUGUUUUACAAGGAACAUGCGGACGCAACAGAGAAAGAAUUUCAAAUGUUGAAAGACGCAAGCAUACUCCCUCCCCGUCUCCUUCCUCCACAAGUUUUACCUAGUGGACUUGAUGACGAGCGUAGGAGAUAUCUGCACAAAGAAAUUAGAGAGUUUUGUCGACCUGGCACGGAGGAUUUUGUGGCCCCUGUAGUACCAUAG